Molecule: messenger RNA, 567 nt
Organism: Suillus subalutaceus
Lineage: Eukaryota; Fungi; Basidiomycota; Agaricomycetes; Boletales; Suillaceae
Exons: 2
Coding region: 247-483 (78 amino acids)
Source: RefSeq, a predicted model, not a curated record
UGAUGGCCCAGUGCAAACGUUCCUGCGUUCUACUUCCGACUCCCCCAUUGGAAAUGUAUCAAGUUGCACGGUUCACAAUGUCCAUUCCUUCGUUAAUAAAAUUCUAUUCAUCAUAGGGACCACUAGCUAUAUUGAUCAGCCAAUGAUUCUUUUCUUGUCCUCCCUCUCUGGACCCGCUUCGAAGCACGUCGACCUUUAACUGGCGCACAUUCUUCAGAUGCGGCAGCGAAGGGCUCGCAUCAUUUCAUGUGCCUUUUCCUGAACUUCACGUUGCGGGUACCUCUGGUUGGCUUGGUACCCGCGGGGGAACCGGUACAACUUGAAAGUCCUGCCCAGUGCCUUGUGGCUCCCCGUUAUAUUCCUGGGAUCGUUGAGCACUCACCAUAUCAUUUCCCUUACGCUGGCAGGGCUUUGGUGUGCCAGUGCUGCAGUUUCAGCUCCCUAACGAGAUGGGGCAGUGGUCAUCUUGCCUCGCCAACCUAGCAAACCAUGUGGCCAUCAAGCUCUAUCGGGUUUCAUUAUUCCUCCGUCCCCCCGGUCAUCCAGAUCGAUCCAUGUCUCUGAACA